This is a messenger RNA of Capronia coronata CBS 617.96, 576 nucleotides long. RefSeq lists its product as uncharacterized. Lineage: Eukaryota; Fungi; Ascomycota; Eurotiomycetes; Chaetothyriales; Herpotrichiellaceae. The record is from RefSeq and is a predicted model, not a curated record. The transcript has 2 exons. The coding region runs from base 1 to 576 and encodes 191 amino acids.
AUGGCAUCGACGAGCACGAGUGCCCCGGCUCCAGUCCCCCCGGCUCCUCUUCCUCCUCCUCCCAUCACACAUAUUCUCGAAACAUGUCUACAGGUGAAAGACGUCAAGACAGCCACUGAAUUCUACAAGGAUAUAUUCAAUGUUCAGCCUUUCUUGAACACACCACGGAUGUCUGGCUUCUCCUUCGCACAAACCACCCUCCUGCUGUUCCAGCUUGGUGCGACAGCCGCUGACUCGCCCAUGCCUGAUAACCGCAGUGUCAUCCCCGGCCACGGCCCGUCCCAAAACAUCCUCGAUCUAUUACUGGUUCCCAGGGCAGGAGACAGUGAUGGAAAUGAUCAGCCGUCUACAUUAACGCCAUCUUCAUUACCAACUCCGGGCAAUUUACACCAGCACUUCUGUUUCGCGGUAUCGGCGCCAGAUGAUGUGGGCGCGUGGGAAAUAUGGUUCGAGCAGAAACAGGUCAAGAUUUUAGGGAAGGUCGAGUGGCCGCGCGGUGGGCGGAGCGUGUAUUUCGCCGAUCCGGAUGGAAAUAUAGGCGAAGUGGCUAGCCGAGGCAUCUGGGAGCAUUACUGA